Fusarium tjaetaba is the source of this 3324-nucleotide messenger RNA. RefSeq names its product phenol 2-monooxygenase. Gene Ontology annotation, molecular function: oxidoreductase activity, acting on paired donors, with incorporation or reduction of molecular oxygen; monooxygenase activity; FAD binding. The transcript is spliced from 9 exons. Lineage: Eukaryota; Fungi; Ascomycota; Sordariomycetes; Hypocreales; Nectriaceae. The record is from RefSeq and is a predicted model, not a curated record. The coding region runs from base 1 to 3324 and encodes 1107 amino acids.
AUGUCUGCUAUUGUUGAUACUGAUAUUCUGAUCGUGGGCGCAGGCCCUGCUGGCGCCGCCCUCGCAUCUUUUUUGGGUCAGAAUGGAAUGAGAGGCCUCGUCAUUUCCAAGGACCCGCAUACAGCUUACACGCCUCGAGCUCAUGGGUUCAACCCUUUUGCGCUAGGUAAGAUCUGGUAUGCGUAUGAGCCUAGAAUGUUGCUGACGCGAAUGGAGUGUCUUCGGGAUAUCAAUAUGGAGGACGAGUUGCUUCGGCUGGCCAUUCGCGAGCCUUUCAUCCUUUCACCACGCUUUGCACAGAGCUUCGUUGGAGAAGAAUACGGACGACUCGCUUCAUGGGAGAGAAUCCUACGUCUUCAACGAAAAGAGACAACGCCUUGCGAAUACGUCGACUUGUCACAGCGCCACUUGGAGCCUCUUCUUUUGCGCUUUGCAUCUCAUAAUGGCUUCAACAUUCGGUUUUCAACUGAGAUUCUCAACGUUGAGAUCAUCCCAAGUCAGACAGCCAAACCCGCUUAUGUCUGUACUGUCUACGAUCAUAUCAUCAAGCAAGAGUUCAAGGUUCGCACAAAGUAUCUCUUCGGAGCUGAUGGGGCGCGCAGUCAGAUAGCGCGUCAAUUCGACUUCAAGUUCCUCACUCAAAGCCCAGGCCCAAAGGCUUGCAACGUCUUGUUUCGUGCAGACCUUGCAAGGCACUUGACGAAAUCGCGUCUCGGUGGGAUACACUGGAUCAUACAGCCCGAACGUACCCUUUUCCCUGGCAUCGUUGCCCAUCUUCGAGCUGUUCGGCCUUGGAACGAGUGGGUGCUUGUGGCGUUUGGUCCACAAGGAGAUAAUCCCUUCGAGGGUGUGAGCGCUCAGAGUCCCGAGCUGGUGGACUUGAUCAGACAGCUCGUGGGAGAUGAUUCGCUUGAUGUUGAGAUUUUGACGCUCGACGCUUGGACUGUGCGUGAGUCUGUUGCGGAAAAAUACUCCAAGGACGAUCAAAAUUUGUUUCUGCUAGGUGAUGCAGCACACAGACAUCCUCCAACUUUCGGCCUCGGUAGCAACACUUGCAUCCAAGACGCGUAUAACCUGGCUUGGAAAGUGGCUUACGUGUCGAAGGGUUGGGCCGGACCAGGCCUGUUAGCGUCCUAUAGUCAAGAGAGACAGCCAGUCGGUGCCGACCUUGUUCGAGAGAGCAACAACCAUAUGCGAAAGAAUGCAGAGCUGUUCCGUGUAUUUGGAAUGAUGGCCCCGUCUGCCGAGGGCACGAAGCAAGUGGAUCAACUAUCGCAUGCGACGCCGGAGGGUUCAGCGCGCCGUGCCGAUCUCUAUGCCGCGCUGGAAGAGAAGAAACAAGAGUUUGAGAGCCUUGGCUUGGCCCAUAAUCAUUUCUAUGUAUCCAAGGCCGUGUACCUUGAUGAUGAGCCUAGCCCAAGACCAGAACUGCAAGGUGAUCCAGUCGUGGAGGUCCAGAUCAGUGCCUAUCCUGGUAGUAGAUUGCCUCACGCAUGGAUUGACAAACCAAACCGACUGGGCAUGAUGUCGACGCUGAAUUUGGCUGGAAAAGGGUCCUUUUGUUUAUUGGUUGGCGUGGAUGGUAGUGCUUGGAGAAGCGCAGCUGAGGCCAUCACGACUGCGACGGGCAUCCCAAUCAAUGUCUUUGGCAUUGGGCCGGGUCAGGAGUAUAUUGAUGUUUAUAGGCGUUGGUAUGAGAAGAGGGGUGUUAGCGAUAGUGGAUGUGUUCUCGUCCGGCCAGAUCGAUUUGUCGCGUGGAGAUCUGUUGGCAAGCCUGCGAACUCUCAAGAUGUUACACUUCAUGUGAGUACACCAAAACACCAAGAACUUCAAUUCUCAAGCAUGGACUCUCUGCUCCAAGGCGGUUAUCUGAGCUUAGAAGCACCUGGUCAUUGGCUGCUACUUCUCUUUGUUCUAUUCUUCCUCUACAACGCAACUACUGUUCUCUUCAAUCCGCUUUCGCGUUUACCAGGCCCAUGGAUAACCUGCUGCUCGGACCUGAUAGCGACGUAUCACUGGCUAAAGGGCACACGAGCCCAAUACGUCCACACGCUUCAUCAGCGAUAUGGCCCAGUGGUGCGAAUAGGCCCUCACGAGGUUGACAUUUCCGACAUGACAGCAGUCAAUGAGAUCCAUCGCGUCAAAGACGGCUACAGAAAAGCGCCAUUCUACAAGAAUCUCAUUCCCAACACAAACAACCUCUUCAACACCCUUGAUGUAGAGUUCCACCGUCAUCAUCGACGCCUACUGUCCUCUCCCCUUUCUGAAUCAUCGCUCAAGGCUGUGGAACCAACAGUUGACGCUUAUGUCAAGAUGGCAAUUGCCAGUAUGAAGCGUGAGAUGGAUGAGCGUGGAGCAGCGGAUGUAGCAAAGUUCUGGCUCUUUAUGGCCACGGAUAUCAUCGUUGAACUCAGCUUCGGGGAGUCUUUCGGCAUACUGGAACACGGUAAAAAAAACCAGUACAUCAAAGACCUGGAAGGUCUAGCAGCCAAAGGCUCCAUUCGAUCGACAUUCCCUACCCUUAUAUCCCUCGCGACCAAGCUCCCCCUGCCCGUCUUCAAAGAGACCGUUGCUGCCGCACAACGCAUCAAGGACUACUCCGCCGAGGCAGUUGCACGCUACAAGAGAGAUUACGCAAACAAUCCUGCGGCAGCCAAACCUAUGUUGUUCAGGAAGCUGUUUGAAGCCGGUGGAGAUGGUCUAUCCGAUGACGAGAUUCGUGCUGAGGCGCAGGCGUACAUCGUCGCUGGCUCAGAUACUACCGCGACGACGUUGACGUACCUUAUAUACUCCGUCUGUCGUCAUGCCGAUGUGCGGCAGAAGUUGGUCAAAGAGCUUAUGGAACUAACCGAUGAUUUUGGCCACAAUGACUUGCGCGAUCUUCCGUAUCUGACCAACGUCAUCGAUGAAACGCUUCGUCUCUACGCAGCAGUCCCUGCAGCUCUUCCUCGAGUCGUGCCCACUGGGGGCGCUCACCUUGCAGGCCACUUCAUCCCAGGUGAUACUGUCGUUUCAACGCAAGCCUGGACCUUGCAUCGCGAUCCGCAGGUAUUCCCGGACCCAGAAACCUGGGACCCGUCACGUUGGGAGAAGGGUAGCAAGAUAAUGCACGAUGCCGUCAUGCCAUUCGGCGGAGGCUCAAGAGUCUGUAUCGGGAAGCAUCUUGCGCGUAUGGAGCUUCGCUUGGCCACGGCGAGAUUCUUCCGCGCAUUUCCAAAUGCUAGGGUUUCUUCCAUUGAGGGCAUGUCGGAAGAGGAUAUGGAGCUGCGAGCGUACUUUCUUUUGGCGCCAAAAGGAGGACGGUGUCUGAUUCAGCUGGAAUAG